CAUGGCGUCCCUAGCAAUAGAAAUGGCUGGAUAAUCAACUUUGUUUAUGUUUCAAAACCUUUUUUUAUAAUUCUGCCAUUAUUCGUUGUGUCACCUUGAUGUCCUACUCUCACUAUGGAUGCUAAACACCAGCAGCUUAUCACACACUGUGCCAGGCUUUUAGACCUCUAUGAUGCUGAAACUACAGGGGUAGAUGAGCAUGUGGAUGGGUAUCUCUCUGAGAACAGGAUACUGGAUGAUGAUGAUGUGAUUUUUAUCAAAGAAGUUUUUACUGGGUGCGUAAGACACAAGGCUGUCAUGAAUGUUGUUGUUGAUGGGUUCUACUCUCAAGAUGGACGGAAUAUACUGAGAUCAACGCAGAAUAUGUUUAUUGUGAUAGCAUAUCUAGCCUUGUUUCGUCUGGAUGAACUGGGGGUGUCUCACUUCAGAAAGUUUAUUAGUGCGCUGGAUAUAAAUACUGCCUUUAAGUUCUUGAACUUCAUGUUUGACGAGAAAAGUCUGGCAACAUGGAUGAAAGACAGCUGGAAUUUGAUUUAUGAGUCAGCCUAUGUUCAAACAAACAUACUGUCCCCAUUACAGAGAUGGAUUCCAGAACUGAAAGAUCUGUUGAAGUUGAUGAAAAAUAAAAUUGAUAAUAAACUCAAACCCAAAAAACCACCAGUCCAGGUGACAGAAGUCAAACCCUUCAACCUAACAAAGCCGAGACCAAGAUCUAUUCCGAUUCCAAACAAAAUUCCCAAGUUAAUGAAAUCCAAGCCGCCUCCCCCCUCUUUGUACAAGCCUCCACUACUGCAGGAAAUGUUGGCCAAACAGCGGGAGGAAAACAGGAGACAGGCAGAGGAUCUACUGAUGGACUCCUCCAAGAUCCAGUUUGCCUGCGCCAACAAUGAAAAGACAGAAAAAACCAAGCAGAUACUGGAGGACAUUGUUGCCAAUGAGAAUGCUAAAGUUGACCCCAACAGGAUCAAAGCCAGACCCCUCCCAGACUUUAAAAGUAAUGUGGCCCCUGUGAAAAUGACAGCUGCAGCCAUUAUGAGGGAAGCUCUUCUGUACCAAAAACAAGAAAAUGAAGUCAUGGAAAAGCUGAGGAAGCUGGAGGCUGGUUCCUAUGACGACACUUUCUUCAACAAGUGGCAGACAGAGAUGAAGCAGAAGGACACAGAGUGGCAGCUGAUGGCGGUAGAGGAGCGGCGGCUCAUGGGAAAGCUGAGCCACGAGGAGGCCAUCCUGGCUCGAGCCAAUGUCAUGGCUGAGAACCAAGCCCGCGUUCAGACCAUUAAGAAGGAGUCUGCGGAAAUCAUGAGGGAAUACCUGGAUAAAAAGUUUAAAGAGGAACAGGAAAUGAGAACGCUGGUUGAGAAUACAAUGGCAGGGCACAAAAAUGCAAAAGAAGCCAAAAAGAAAUUAAAAGAGUACAAAAGACAGAUAGUGCAAGAAGUGACAGAAGAGAGCAGAGAAUUAAUGAGGCAAGCCCUAGAGGAGGCCGAGGCUGAAAUGAGGUGUAAGAUGGAGCUGAUCCAGCAGAUCAGAGUGAUGGAGUCUACACCAGUUAAUCGGGUCAAGAUGGUGGACUUGGCUGCUACCUCAGGGAUGGGCCUGCUCAAUGAGAUGAGUAUCCUAGAGUUGAGGGAGAGACUGGCAUUGUUGAAGGCACAGAAUAAAGAAGACGAGGAAAUUAAAAGAGACAUUAUACUCAACGCUAAGCAGGCCAAGGCUGAGUACCUGUCUGACACACUGGACAUGAUAGCCAAACACAGAUCAGAACAGACCAGAGCUGCUGCACUCAAACUUGAAGAAAGCCGGAGGACGAAGCCCCCUGCAGGACCCCAGUUCAAAAGUUCCGCAGUACUGGAACUGGAGAAAAAACUGGAGGUCAAGAGAAUGGAACGGCUGGCGGAGCAGCAGAAAAACCAGCGACCCCUGUCACAGACACCCAGCCGUAAGAUGGCCAAUCUCAUCCCUCAAAAGAAAGCCAUCGAGGCUAGAAGAUGGCAGGAGUUGGAGCAGGCCCAAGAGAGAGCAGCCAAACUUUCCUCCCAGAGUCAGCUGAUAAGGGCUGCAACUCUCAGACUAGCUGCAGCAAGCUGAACCAACCUAUUGUUUUCUGGUCUAUUGUAACUGUGAUACCAAGGUGUUGAUUUUAUAUUUUUUGUAAGGUUUUUGUGAGAUUAAAAUGAAGUUGAAGUCGUUGUGAACAAUCCUGAAUAAAAACAAGAUAUCAGAAUUUCAUCAGUAUUUAUAGUUCUAGUACUAAUGAAAUCGAAAAAAAAAUGUUUUGAAAAAUGUUUUGAACAUAUUUUAUCAAUACUAUCUUUCACAGGCACUUGUU
Molecule: messenger RNA, 2329 nt
Organism: Physella acuta
Lineage: Eukaryota; Metazoa; Mollusca; Gastropoda; Physidae
Product: cilia- and flagella-associated protein 99-like
Source: RefSeq, a predicted model, not a curated record